AUCCAGCUCCUCGCCAGAGUUUUUCUUUCCAAUUCCGUCUUCUUGCUUUAGUAGCUCUAAUGUCUUCCAAUAUCCCUGGAGGCACUGAAGAAGAACACAGCAGCAGCGAGUCCGGGUGGACUAAAUACAUUGGCUCGCCCUCCUCGGAAACUCUUUACUCUGAUGAACAGGAAGACAUCUACAACAACAAGAACAAGUGUGAGAUUAACAAUGAUAACAGCGAUAGUGAUCAGGAGAGUGAUGAUUCUAUGGCUUCAGAUGCGUCUUCUGGACGAAGUCAUCACAAACUUCCAGGAAAAAGCAGUAAGCAAAGUCAUGCAGGGAUGGAUUGUUACCAGAAAGCAGCUAGUAAGUAUUCCUCUGAAGAGAAAUUGCCCAAACAGGUGAUCAAAGACCAAAGAAGUAGCAAAACAGAUAAGAAAGAGUCAGUGCUGAAGGCAAAGAAUGCUGCUAGUCAUGUUUCAAAAGUGAAGCAAAGGUAAGGAUAAGCCAGGGAGAAUAGGCCUUACCCAUAUUUCCCCAUUCUCAUAUAAUGUGUUUCGCUGCGUUAUCACAAUAUAUUCCAAGAAGAUGAAAGCUAGCACAUCAAAUCUAUGAUUUUGGAACUUUCAGUGUGACUGAGUACUGGUGAAGAUGUUUGAAUGUAUUUUAUGGGUUCUAUGAAGCAUCUGUACAUGAGCCCUACCACCCUUGUGAGUAUUAUUAUUUUCUGCAAAACUAAAGUAUUCCUAAUAUC
This is a messenger RNA of Rubroshorea leprosula, 736 nucleotides long. The record is from the annotation of a GenBank genome assembly. NCBI's taxonomy places the organism in Eukaryota, Viridiplantae, Streptophyta, Magnoliopsida, Malvales, Dipterocarpaceae.